This is a messenger RNA of Sabethes cyaneus, 1460 nucleotides long. It is a transcript of the gene Taldo, whose product is annotated as transaldolase. Gene Ontology annotation, biological process: pentose-phosphate shunt, non-oxidative branch; pentose-phosphate shunt; carbohydrate metabolic process. The transcript has 3 exons. The record is from RefSeq and is a predicted model, not a curated record. Gene Ontology annotation, cellular component: intracellular anatomical structure; cytoplasm. The coding region runs from base 241 to 1251 and encodes 336 amino acids. Lineage: Eukaryota; Metazoa; Arthropoda; Insecta; Diptera; Culicidae. Gene Ontology annotation, molecular function: transaldolase activity.
UGCAGCUACACACAGUCAGCAAGCAGUAUAGUGAGGUGACCCUACUAAUCCACGAGAAAGGAAGGGCCCACACAUUGACUCCGUACGGUGUGCUCUAACCGGUCGGUCGCGAAUAUCGGUUCCAUCACGCACGCUUCGCUGGUUACAUUUUUCCGAAGUGUUGCUUAUUGCCUCUUUGACCUGAUUCCAAAACGCGCUACUAACGAACCGCACAAUCGAAGUGUCAGUCCUCAGUCUAUCAUGAGCAGUGCUGAACCACAGAAUAAGAAAACGAAAAUGGUAUCAAGUUUGGACCAGCUGAAGCAACUGACCACCAUCGUGGCGGAUACGGGUGAUUUUGAGGCUAUGAAAGUGUACAAGCCGACGGAUGCAACAACAAAUCCAUCGCUCAUCCUGUCGGCAGCCGGUAUGGAGCAGUACCAACACCUGAUCGAAAAAGCCAUCAAGUAUGGGUUGAAACGGGGAUCCACCGAAGACGAACAGGUGGCCGAAGCAGCUGAUAUGCUGUUUGUGCUGUUCGGGUGUGAAAUACUGAAACUGGUACCAGGACGCGUUUCGACGGAAAUCGAUGCCCGGCUAUCGUUCGACAAGAACGCUUCGGUUGCAAAGGCCUUGAAACUGAUUCAGUUGUACGAAGAAAACGGUAUCGAUCGCAAGCGUGUGCUUAUAAAGUUGGCCUCCACUUGGGAAGGCAUACAGGCAGCCAGAGACCUGGAGAAGGAUCAUGGAAUUCAUUGCAACCUCACGCUGCUGUUUUCCUUUGCUCAAGCUGUUGCUUGUGCGGAAGCUGGCGUUACAUUGAUUUCACCGUUCGUCGGAAGAAUUUUGGAUUGGUACGUUUCUAAUACCGAUAAAAAAGCAUUCGAGCCAGAACAGGACCCGGGAGUGGUUUCGGUUACCAAAAUUUACAAUUAUUACAAAAAGUUUGGCUACAAAACCGUAGUUAUGGGAGCAUCUUUCCGCAAUACGGGAGAAAUUCGUGCCUUAGCUGGAUGCGAUUUGCUGACCAUCAGUCCGAAACUGUUGGGCGAGCUGGAAAAAAGUGACGAGAAAAUUAAGCGCUAUCUUGAUCCAGCUGUUGCUAAAGCUGCCAAGCUGGAGAAGAUUCACAUGGAUGAGGCAACGUUCCGCUGGAUGUUGAAUGAGGACCAGAUGUCUACCGAUAAGCUGUCCGAUGGUAUUCGCAAGUUUGCUGCUGAUGGACGUAAGCUGGAAGCUUUGCUGCGUGGACUAAUUCAACAGGCAGUCUAAUUUUACGUUGGUUUUCUCGUCUCAUCAUUUGGAAUCAAGCUUUUUGUUCUGUACCCUGAAUUACCGAUAAAAUGAAUUGUAAACUUCGACUGAAAAAUAUUCCGAGCAUUAUAGAAUAGGUCGUCAUCCAAACUGUUUUUGAAUUGUGCCUGUGCAAAAUGAUAUUUCGAAAUAUAUUUUUUUUCGUCAGAUGUUUUGAUAACCACUUU